Molecule: messenger RNA, 2056 nt
Organism: Ctenopharyngodon idella (grass carp)
Lineage: Eukaryota; Metazoa; Chordata; Actinopteri; Cypriniformes; Xenocyprididae
Gene: micu2
Product: mitochondrial calcium uptake 2
Exons: 12
Coding region: 62-1321 (419 amino acids)
Biological process (GO): mitochondrial calcium ion homeostasis; calcium import into the mitochondrion
Cellular component (GO): uniplex complex
Molecular function (GO): calcium ion binding
Source: RefSeq, a predicted model, not a curated record
CUCUUGUCACUCAAACUCCAUUAUCGACCAAAGAAGACUGAUAAAAACUUCCCGUAGAACAAUGGCGACUUGGGCCAGGUUAGGUGCUAGUUGGCGGAGUACAGUGAGAAGUUUGUGGCCUCUCAGAAGUAUACGGUAUAGUCGUGCUGUUGGAGCCGGUCUGUUCGGCUCUGUUGUAGCUGGCGGAUUUAUUUACUAUAAGAAUGAACCGAGAUGGACACUGUGGCCACACACCGUGUAUGCGGAGGACGCGAAGAAAGAGGAGAUCAGAAGACCACAAGUGUCCAUGAGACGACUGCGGUUCAACCAGUUUGCCUCCAUGAUCUAUGAAGAGGAGCCAUACAUGACACCCAGAGACUUCCUCCAUUCAGUCUUGAUGGAGAAGGUGGAUCACAAACUAAAGAAAAAGGUGCUGACCAAAGGAGAUGUGGACGAUAUGGUAUGGGUGGCUUCCAGGGCUGAGGCAGGAAAUCUCUUGUUCAGAGGAAUCGGAGACAAAGGGCUGAUCUCAUACACAGAGUACCUGUUUCUCCUCACUAUUCUUACAAAACCUCAAACAGGAUUUCAUAUUGCUUUCAAAAUGCUUGAUAUUGAUGGCAAUGAGCAUGUGGACAAGAAGGAAUUUCAGAAGCUGAAGAAAGUUAUUCGACCGAGGAAAGAGCUGCUAAGGCAGGGUGGGACAGAGUUUUUAGCCAGUGAUUAUGAGGUCAACACUACACUACAGGUUUUCUUCUUUGGGAAAAAUGGCAAGAAAAAACUCCAUUACAAAGAUUUUUGCAGGUUUAUGGAAGAUCUGCAGGCAGAGGUGCAAGAAGUUGAGUUCCUGCGGUUUUCUAAAGGGAUGAAGACCAUGAGGCGGGAGGACUUUGCUGAAUGGCUGCUUCACUACACGAAUGAAGAGGACAAUGAGGCAUACUGGGACAACAUGAGGAAGAGGAUCCCCCCGGGACAGAGCAUCACCUUUGAUGAAUUUAAAGCAUUCUGUCUCUUUACUAACAAUCUGGAGGACUUCGCAUUCUCAGUAAAAAUGAUUAAUGAUGCCAACAAGCCAAUAGGAAUGGCUCAGUUUAAGCGAGCGGUGAAGAUAGCGACAGGUCACGACCUUUCAGAGAACGUUUUGGACACCGUUUUUAAGAUCUUUGACCUGGACGGGGACAACUGUCUGAGUCAUAAAGAGUUCCUCGGUGUGAUGAAAGACAGAGUACUUCGUGGACUCAGGGUUCAGCCCCAUCAUGGUAUUUCUGAUUAUUGGAAAUGUGUGAAAAGAGAGACACUGCAAGGAGCUCAAGAGGCACUCCGUGAAACCGGCAGCCCUGUCUGACAGAGGAAGAGGUCUGCCUUUGAGUAUGUGGCUGGCCGGAUGUGGUAAUAUUUGCAGUUCCAUAUACUUCUGGGGAGGAAAAUGGUACAUAAUUAAUUAAUUAAUUACUUGUCAAUUGUACUGUCAGUUAAAUCGUAAUCUUUUCCUUUAAAUGUUUACAUGUUACAAAACAUAUUAAAUACUUAUAAAUUAAAAUUAUAAACAAUCUUUUAUAUAAAAAUUGGUUUCAUGGUUGACUUGUUUUCUGUUUUUGUUUUCUUUUGGAAAUCUGUGAUGUGCUCUUCGGCCUUGAAUUUGUGAAAUGGCCUGUGUACACUCAAUGGCCUGUGUGUCAGUUCAUGAUUUUUCUUAUGUGGAUAGAAAACUGUUUAAUAGUAAACAUGUUUAAUUAUAUGUAGCAUUUAUUUUGCUUGGGAUGUGGUGUUGUUUACAUAUAACCUCUAUGUAAAUCUUUUGUGUUAUAGAAGAUUAUAUUAUCCUGUGGAUAAUCUGCAUCUAAUGCAGAUUUUGAAUUAUGCAAUUAUCACCCCGAAACUCUAGUCUAGAGGACUCUUGUACUGGAUUUAGUUGCUUCUGGGGGUGUUUUGUGACUGAACAAAUGAGCAGUUCCAUCUUAAGAACACUUAUUGUAAAACCUUUUUACAUAGAGUUUUGUCCUUUUUGAGUUUUAUUUGUGAAAUUGAAAUAAGACUGUGAAAUACAGUUUUCUUCAUUUAAAUUGAAAGACUCUAUAUA